Messenger RNA from Tarenaya hassleriana, 1062 nucleotides. Its product is annotated as ethylene-responsive transcription factor ERF105-like. The record is from RefSeq and is a predicted model, not a curated record. Gene Ontology annotation, biological process: ethylene-activated signaling pathway; regulation of DNA-templated transcription. The transcript has a single exon. Gene Ontology annotation, molecular function: DNA binding; DNA-binding transcription factor activity. Bases 273 to 989 code for a protein of 238 amino acids. NCBI's taxonomy places the organism in Eukaryota, Viridiplantae, Streptophyta, Magnoliopsida, Brassicales, Cleomaceae.
AAAAAAGAAAACGAAUUAAAAAAACAAAAAUAAUAAUAAAGAAUAGCAGCUCGUGAGAAUCCACUUGACAGUCCAACCAAAGCGCAAGGAUCCUUCCUUCGUUGUCCGAACGCACGGGGGAAGCUGUAUACGCAACAACCCUCCCCUACCACUCAAACCCUUAUCUAUAUACACACACACACACUCGUCUCUCUGUUUUCCAAGAAACACAAUCUUGAAUCCGCUCUCCCCGCCUCCAAAGAUCAAUCGAUUUCGGGUUUAGGGUUUCGGGCAUGGAGAAUCACCAAGAACAAUCAGCAUUAGAACGCAUAAGACAGCACCUCUUGGCGGAUUUCUCCUCGGCCGAGUCGACCUUCAUCCCCAGGCUCCAGACAAUCUCUCAGAUCCAAGUAUCGAAACCAGUUUCGACUCUGAGCCGACGAAAACCGUCUCUUUCGGGCAUAGCUGUCCCUAGGACGAGCACUUCACCGAGAUCCAGCGGUAACAACAACGUUGUGAUGACCAACCAUCAUCGUGAUGAGAGUGAGCAGAGUGGCGAGGGGAGGCGUUACAGAGGCGUGAGGCGUCGUCCAUGGGGGAAAUACGCGGCAGAGAUAAGGGAUCCGAACAAGAAAGGAGCCCGAGUCUGGCUGGGAACUUAUGAAACCGCCAUUGACGCAGCCAGAGCUUACGACAGAGCUGCGUUCAGGUUACGCGGGAGAAAAGCUAUCCUUAACUUCCCUCUCGAAGCAGGGAAGCUCUGUAACGAUGGUAGUGAUGAUAUAUGCAUCGAAGAAAGGAAGAGGAAGAGGGGAGAAGAGAGCGUCGCCUCGACCAAUGAGACGAUGACACGUAAGGCUGUGAAGAGGGAAGAGCAAGAAGGUUGUCCGUUGACGCCGUCAAGUUGGACGGAGUUUUGGGAUAGAAAAGGGAUGGGAAUCUUCACGGUUCCUGAGUUAUCUCCUCUCCCAUCUCUUGGGUACUCCCAACUUGUGGCCAUCAGCUCAUAGAUUUACACUCUCUGAUUUGUGUUGUUAUUCGUUGAUUCGUCUUAUUGAAUGAUAUCUUGAUUUUUUUUAAGCC